CCGCAUCCAAUGUUGCCUCCAUAGCGUCGGCCUGCACGUCGACUCUCUCUCUCACCUCCUCACCUGCUCUUCCAACAACCUGUUUGCGUGAUGAGGGAGAGAGAACAAGAGCCUUUGAUCGUUUGAUGUUGGUGCUUUCUCUGCGGGACCCCUCGGCAUGCCAAUGCCAAGACACGACGAGGGUUCGCGGUAUAUAUUUUCUGCGGACGAAAUCGAGCCAUAGGCACGGAACCCGGCUUACAUGAACCUUGUUGCGACUUCAAAACCCAGGACGCCAACCACUGCCAGCCACAGGUAGUCAUGUGCUGAUCAGCAUGCCAGGCCGAGAUCUGGCGCUUCCCUCGGAGCCCUGGCUCCCCCAUCACCUCGUCUGCCCCAGGAGGGCGCUGCGGAGGGCACACCCACCGCAGUGGAGCAAGAAGCUUCCAGCAAGCCUUCUGGCCAGGAACUGCUGCCACUGUGCGAUGUCCUCUUCAACAUCAUCUCCAUGGCAUCGUACUUCUGCGACAUUGUCUUUGACGUCAUGGUGGCGUACACGCUGCUGGUCGUGCGCCAGCAGUUGGUCUGGUUCUCCGUUGCCCUCACCAGCAUCCUGGGAUCGCUCCUGGUCAGCCAGGGCCUCUCUCUCCACUGGUACCUUCAGCGUGGCGCAAAGACCAAGGCACGCCGAGGCGGUGUGUUGUUGCUUCAUGCCUUCCAAGCGGGCGUACUGUGGCGCUACUUCAAGCUACUCCUGCCAGUACACCUAAGUCGCGUCAAGCAAGAGGUGGCCGACUUGUGCCUGCUGCGUCUCAUCCAUGGCUUUGGCGAAGCAGCCCCGAUGCUGUUGCUGCAGCUACAUCUAGCCUGGGCACAGCCAUUGCCGAGCAUGGUAGCACCUCUCGACCGAGUCUCAGCACUGCUCUCUCUAUUCAGUGUCUGCUGGGCUCUGGCCUCCUUUAGCAAGAACAUCCGUCGCCAACAACUUCACCGGCUUGUCCUCACGUGGCUAGGUGUGGUUUGUCAGUUGGCUUGGCGGCUGGGGACAGUGUCUGCGAGGGCUUGUGCCCUGAUCCUUUACGCUUCACUUUAUGGCCGCUGGGUGUUGGUGGUGCUGCUUUUACACUGGCUCGCCAUGUUGGUCUGGCUGGCUUCUCCACCACCGCGGCUGUUCCGCGGAGACGCGCCUGCCCGCCGACUGGCUUACUGGGCUCUGCUAGCUUACGUGCACACCAUUUGCUACGUCAACUUGAGACCCAACCCUGGGCGACCCGGUCGGGCUCGCUGCGCCGCCUUCUACACUGCCAUGCUUCUAGAGAACAGUCUGCUGACCGCCGUUUGGCUUGCGUUAAAGCCAGGCCCGCACUGGGGUCAGGACCUGGUGCUGUUUGUAGUGUGGGGAGGGUUCUUUCUUGGGCUGGGCUUCAUGCUCCUUUACUACCGAUGGUGUCACGUGCGAAGGCUCGUGCCUCCGCCGAGAGCACCUGCUCCGGCAGCCCCCACGGGGGUGUUCAACUGCCGUUUGAAUCCAGCAGCACUCAAGAGGAAGCGCAAGAAGCCGUCAUCAUUCGUUCCGCCUGCGCAGCCGUUCUGGAAGCGGGCUCCAGUUGGCAGCAACGUGGUGCCGGCUGUCGACAUACAGCAAAAGCUCCAAGAGAAGCGGCGUCAGCAACUUCAAGACCUCCUGGCCAUUGAAGAAGAAAUGAAGCAGGGAAAGCUUCCUCCUAGAGGAACACUACAGGGUCCCACACCACGCCAACCGAUCCCACGCUCCAAGAAGCAACCCUGGCUCCGCAGUCCUCCACAGUUCUGCUACCGGUCGCUGCUUGGUGGCUCGCCCGAGAUCCUGCUCUGCCCGCAGCGCCUAGACCCAGAGCGAGCCGUUGGCAGCCUUCGUGUGCCACCCCAGCCGCGCGAAGUCCGGUGGACCCAGAGGCCGUUCACGUUCCGCGAGAGCAAUUCGAGUGAUGGUGAUGUGGACUCAGCCGACGAGGAUGCCUCCGCGCGGUUCCGCACUUGCCGAACAUUCCUGGGCCGUCCACAUGGACCAGAGACUCAGCUUUGACGCCUAUCACUGGUGGUGAGAGCAGCCACGUUGAACUCCAGUGCCUCACGUGCUUUUUGCAGAUGGAACGUUGUGUGAAUAUUUAUUACCCAAGGAAAAUUCCUGUGGAAAUACUCCGUAGACCCUGUGCCACAAGAAGCAGACACCAUUGCUGUCGCACUGUGCGGUUAUCCCACAUCGAAACGUGCCUUUUUUCCUGUUUUAUACAAUUUUAUACUUGCUAGAAUUAGAACUUCAGCAUUUUAUGGGCAGCCUCUGAGUCGUGCCAAUACCUUACAUCUUGGAUCCACCUAUACAGGACCUUGUCGCAAGCACAGUUUUUAUUCAUUCACUACAGCUGUUCAAAUGAAGCCACUUCAAGGUUUGAGUAGAUGCUGAUUGAGCCUUGUGCUCACUGCUGUGGUUUCUGGCUAACCUUACCGUUUUCUUUUUUUUUUUGUAAGAGACCACUCCAUAAUGCAGUGUCACCGUCUUGAUCAAGCAAAGCCUUAUAAUUCAUGCUGAUGAUACACAAACUUGCACUAGCUGUAUCCUGAGACCAUUUUGGAAUUUAGAUUUUAUAUAGGCCUAGUGCAAGAAACACACAGACAAAUACGGGUCAUCUUGUGUAACUACAGUCUGUGACAAGUGCAAGUUUGCUGGAGAGGCUCCUCUCACAAAUGUGUGCUGUGUCGCCAUUCCAUACUUCCGUGCUACUGGAUAUUUCUUUUACGCAUCGCACAGGCAUAGAGAAGGCGCCCCCAGUAGCUCAGCAGCAGCACAAGCACCACGGUCACACACCACAUGCACAAAUAGCAAAGAUUGGCUGUUGUGGGGAUGAAAAAGACAGCUUACAGAACAAACACUCGCAAACACCAGUACUACUGAGCACUUAAAAAGUUCUUGAGAGGGACCAUCCUGACCACCUCUGCAAAGAAACUCUUCACCCAUCUUCAGGAGACCUGAACAGCUUGUUCUUAUCAGGAGCUUCAUGAAAGGUACAAGAUAUAGCUGGUUUUGCAUCACACACGAUAACUCUGCACCUUCUGAAUCAACCUGUUUAAGAACUUAAUUGCAUUCAGUUUUCUGUAGUGCAGUGUGGUAUAAGGCCGCUGUUUCUCAGAUGUCAACACCAAGGAAUUGUAACAUUACAGCACGCUUGGUUCUUUUUUAUAUCGAAUCCUAGGCCGGUGGUAUAACGUAAUCAAUUAGUCGUGUGCUGCACCAUGCAGUUCCAUAUCAUGAUUGCUGGGUACGUGCUUACUGCAGCAGAAAAAUGACAGUAAGGCUUUAGAGUUUUGUGUUGAUAUUCCUUCAAAUUGCUGUCUUUGAAAAAUGGCAUACUCACUGCAACAAUCCGCUUGUGGUAAAAAAAAGUUUGACUUGCAUCAAGCCAGGACUACGUGUUCACUUGAUGAACUUUUAAGCUGAUCGAUCCAGCUUUGGCACCUUUCAUACAUCGGUUUGUUGUUUGCAGAGGUAAACUGUCACUCCUGGACACCCGCUUCUGGUGGCAUGACAGAUGGAUAAAGAUCUUCCAGUGCCCCUGUGUGUUGC
Messenger RNA from Dermacentor silvarum, 3580 nucleotides. Its product is annotated as XK-related protein 5. The record is from RefSeq and is a predicted model, not a curated record. Lineage: Eukaryota; Metazoa; Arthropoda; Arachnida; Ixodida; Ixodidae. The transcript has 3 exons. Gene Ontology annotation, biological process: engulfment of apoptotic cell; phosphatidylserine exposure on apoptotic cell surface; apoptotic process involved in development. Gene Ontology annotation, cellular component: plasma membrane. Bases 488 to 2044 code for a protein of 518 amino acids.